AUGAAGCACCAACCAUCCUCCCCCACACCCCGAUACCUGUCCAGCGGUCCCGCGAAGAUCCCAACGAGGACGGUCCACAAAAUCCAGACGGCUCGCCGGUAUCCGGCCGAGUCUACCCGGCGACCCUUUCGCGACACCGAUGCAACACAGGGACACCAUGGAUCGAGGAGCAAGGAGAUUGGAGAGAGAUGA
This is a messenger RNA of Aspergillus melleus, 192 nucleotides long. RefSeq lists its product as uncharacterized. Lineage: Eukaryota; Fungi; Ascomycota; Eurotiomycetes; Eurotiales; Aspergillaceae. The transcript has a single exon. The record is from RefSeq and is a predicted model, not a curated record. The coding region runs from base 1 to 192 and encodes 63 amino acids.